Astrephomene gubernaculifera is the source of this 4288-nucleotide messenger RNA. The record is from the annotation of a GenBank genome assembly. Lineage: Eukaryota; Viridiplantae; Chlorophyta; Chlorophyceae; Chlamydomonadales; Astrephomenaceae.
CCUAACACCAUUUUGAUAUUUGCUUAGUACCUCACACAUUCUUGGAUGCUAAAUCCCCAGGUCGUGUAAUUGCAAGUCGUGUCGAACGUGACCCUUAAGCGGGCCAGUGCUUUGGCUUACCUAGCGCGGAAGGGUUCAUCGACUUACCGUCUUCUGACGACGGACUUUUAAUUGCUGAAGAAGGUAUAACUUUCGGCAGUCACACAAUAGGGUUUGCAGCCUUCGGGCGGCUGAACGACACCUUGGAGCCGUGGCGCCCAACCUAGAUUUUGUUGUGAGCUUAGCUUAAACAGCAGCGAAAGUGGGGCGCACGGCGGGUUCAGCACCUGGAGACCUGGCUAUGAGGGCAGCGCAAGGAUUGCUGCCUAUCCAGGAGCACGUCGCUCUUAAGGCAGAUGCUGUGGACCAACCUACAUCGUUACCUGCUCCGCAUUCAUGUCAUUCUACAGCGUCCAGGGUUGUAAAGGGAGAGGAUGUACUGUAUAUACACCCGCUCGCUAUUGCGACGCAACCACAGAGCAUGCUCUACAUGGUUUGCGACGGGCAUUCCGGGGCAGAAGCUGCCAACUACGUAGCAGCUAACUUUGUACGAAUUCUGAACACUUUCCUUCCACCAAAGGCGCCUAGCAUGUCCAGCCCAAAAGAAAUGGAGGCAUUUGCGGAGGUUGUAAGACUAGCAAUCGUGGAGACCUUUGUUCGGUUGGACAACGACUGGAUUGCCGUAGGGCACAUGUCGGGAACCACGGUCACCGCCACCAUCGUUAUCGGCUACCUCCUAACCGUCGCAAACCUGGGCGACUCCUCAGCCGUCCUUGACACGGGGUGCUCCAUUUUGGAGCUCACAGGAAGCCACCGAAUCCAGAGCAACCCAGAUGAGCAGGCACGCCUCCGUGCCGCGGGUUGCACGCUAGCGCCCCUGGGCUUCCAUCUACAGGGCCCCGCACGACAGGGGGAGCUGGGCGUGGGGCCGCUGCGGCUGUGGCCGGGCGGGCUGUGCGUGUCACGGUCGGUUGGGGACCUGGAUGCGGGGCCGGAGGUGGUGCCGCUGCCGCACAUUCGGCAGCUCAUCCUGCCCUCCGAGGGCGCGCGCAUCAUCAUCUGCUCCGACGGCGUGUGGGAUCUGAUGAGCCUCAGCAAGGCGGUCAAGCUCUGUCGAUUCAAGCCCGCUAGCGCCGCCACUGCUGCGCUCAUGGGAGCUGUCUCUCGGGACCUGCGAUUGCUGCCCCAGGACGAUGCCAGCAUUAUCGUGGUCGACCUGCUCCCCUCCGACAGCACCAGCUGGCCCACCGUGGCCCUCAAGACCAACCCAAAACCCGAAAAGUCCGGCGGCUUGUUUGCUUGCUUCCGGCCGGAACUUGACGAACCCGACAGCCGUGAUCUGCACACCGCGGCGCCCGGCCACCUUGCUUUCAUGGCGGAUCUGGACUCCUUGCGUGUCUACCCGCAAAUGCGCGCAGCACUGCAACGUGGCCAGAUCCAGCACAUUGCAACCGCGCUGAACAACGCGGCGGGAGGUGCGGUGAAGCCGCCCGCGGAUUUCACCAUGCAUGGUUCCAACAAAGUCGCGUUUUACCGCGGUUUGGGAGAAAACGGCCACGGCGGGUCCAUGGGUCGGUCGAACUCCUCAACCGCCGUUGCUGACGUGGCAUCGGACGGCGCCAACCACUCCAACCACUCGGUUACGUCGGGCGAGCCGACGAACCGCUCGCAGCCCUUUUCGGCCGGGAGUUCUGAGUACGACAGCCCUGUUGUUGCAUUUGGGAGCAUGCCGCAGGCAAGGCUUGGAUUGGCGUAAUAAGUGGUGGCCGUGGGUUGGAGGUGCUGGGGGCAGUCGCCGUCUUGGUGGUCGUGUGCUUCCGGCUAAUGAAACAACCGCUGGUUUCGUUGGCUCGAGGAGGAAAGAAGCGGUGGCGACUGUGACAACUUGAAAAGAGCCGCUUUGGAUUGCGGGAGAGCGGGCGGGUUGUGUGGAUUGGUGGUAGCAGGACACUGGGGUGGGGAGGGGCGCAUGGUGGUGAUGUGACACGGGGUAUUCACGUUAUUGUUUGUUGCUUAUAUUAACUGACACGACAGGACGCGUAGGGAUGCAGCAGGUUAUAACUUGGUUACCGUGUUCCAGCCGGAUUUGUGUUGCUUACUGCGGAGGGCUCCCAAGGCGUUUUGUGUCCUUCUUGUGGGGGCUCUGAGCCUGCAAAGGCUGCACACAAAUGUAUAUCUUGCAGGGGGCGGAGGUGAGGGUCUGGCGGCUGUGCGGAGACGAAGGGCGGUGUGCUCAAUGCUUGCGCGGUUAUGUGCGCACAGGCUGAUGAGUCCUCUGCGGCACCUAGCCGGCCGGCCGCCGGCUUCCAAAGGGGAACCUGCUACUGCCUGGCUGCACGGUCUCUUUGUGGCGAUAGCGCCUACGAGUUGCUGCUGCUACGGUUGUGUGCAUGGUAGUUGACCCAUGGGUCAUUGCGACGGCAGGCAUAGUGUGCUCGGUGAAAUCGACGGACACCGCGUGGGGUGCGGUGAUAGCUUGAUGCUGCUGCCUGCUCAUGCCUCCUUUUGUGAUUGGGAAAACAUUGGAAUUGUGCGCAAGAUCUUGAAACAGUUAAGGGAUUUCGAUAUGGGAGUAUUAGGAGCUCAUGCUUGUGUAACUGGUUGUUCUCCGGUGCGCGUGUGUGUUAAGAAAACUGGCGUGUGUGUGUAUGGUCGCUUCUGCUGUUGCAUAAUAUGAUGCUAUUUCCCAUCUGGGCGGUGCGAAGAUUGCACGCGUGGCGAAGGGUUUGGGCUAGUGACCCAUGGGUCUGCGGGUCCCGCACAUUUACUAAGGUAUCAGCGCCAGCAGGACACUUGCACGUUGUACGUUUAACUUAGGCUUCCCACAAUAACCUGCUCUUGACUUCGCAACUUUGCGUUUGUGCCAAUCUGAGCUGCUUUUGCUGUUACUGCUGCCGUUGCAUUGGUUGCUGGCACGGGUGCGCUCCUUGGCUUGUGCCCCGAUUGUUGCUCUGGGGUUUUGCACUCCGGAACAAAUAACAAAAGUUAUACGACGCUUUACAUCUUAUCGAUGUUGCAGAGUUUGCGGUGGCUUCGCGGGAAGUUAUUGCUUGCAAUGGUGCGCGUAUAUGUUAGGAACUGCGGCUCAUGAGACACGGCUAUACAGGAGCUUUUUAGGGGCAACGAAGUCUGUGGCUUGUUGCCGCUUUUGCGGUGCUUCAGUCCACAGUACUUGGCCGCUACAUCUUUGGAGACGUGCUGCUACAGGAGUGCAGGGAUGUGUUGCUGCUUGACAGAAGUAGCGUCGGGGAAACUGAAAGGAUGCUCGGGAAAAUGCGAGCAUGCAUCGGGCGGGGUGUUGACGUGUUCAUAGGGUGCUGAAACUUGUGUUGGGGAUUCACAGUUGAGGACUAUGUGUGUGUCCCUGGUAGGGUACUUCCAUGCAUCGCAGGACACAGUAAGGGGCACGUGCCAAAGGCGUGUUGUUAUCCUGGGACAGCAUUGCCCCAUUCGGUGCUUGCUUCUGAUAUCCACUUCCGCUAGGGGUGCAUUUUUGUACGGUUUGUGUGUGUUUCUCAAAACACGGGGUGGCUGGGUUGCAUGUUGCUUCGGGCUUGACAGCGAUGCUGCUGCUGCUGCUGCUGGUGGUGUUGCGAUAACUCGUGUGGGCUGCUGCUGCAGCAAAUACCUGCAAUGACUCCCUGACUGGUUGCGAGCGAGCUAACGCACAGCGCCUGUGGUGUAUCAGGGGCCUAGGUGGACAUGUGUGAGUCCGGAUGUGCUUGUGUAUGGCGGUCUAGGAAUGAUGAGAUAAUGGUAAUACGAUGUUUGACGGGAGCCGAGGCAUAGGCGCUGUUCGGAGGCAGCUAACGAGCUGCGGUGUUCCCUUUUGUGUUGUGUGUUGCUAAGAAAUGCGCAUGCAUUCGUGGAGGCAAAAGGGCUGCGUCCGGUGUCAUGCGACACUGACGCGGACUCCCGGUCUUUUGACCUCCGGCGGAAGAAGUUUUGUUGCUAGGCAAGCGGGGCAGCACAAUCGUCCCCUUACUCCCGUGAACCGUGACUGAAGGAACCUAUUGGUGAUCGAAGAUGAAGCCUUAUUAUGGACGGUAAGCGCCGGAAGCUAGGUCGCUGCAUUAGGACGGCUGGUUGAGGCGCGCGGGGUUUUGGAGGUAAUGGUUUCGGAGGUAGAAAUAACAAAUGAGACUGUGUUGUUGAUAAUGUUCUUUACGUGGCGCGAUGUCGUGAUCAUACUGAAAUGCGGACUUGCGGAGUCCUGAAGGCCAGCCUUCAAUGUAACAAUAGUCACUGU